AUGUCGACCCUCGCUCCCUUCGUGGUGCCCGCGCUCAAGAAGCAUACCGCCACGGUCAUCAUUGCCCAUGGCCUCGGCGAUACUGGCGCCGGAUGGAUGGCCCUUGCCCAGAACUGGCGCCGUCGAGGCAAGUUCGACGAGGUGGCCUUUGUCUUCCCCAAUGCGCCGUCGAUUCCGAUCACCUGUAAUUUUGGCAUGAGCAUGCCGGGCUGGUACGACAUUGCCAAACUCGGCUCGGAUGUGGACUGGAAAGAAUCCGUUAACCUACAAGACGAACCGGGCAUCCUCCGCUCACGCGACUACUUUAACACACUGAUCAAAGAAGAAAUGGACAAGGGCAUCAACCCGUCGCGUAUCGUGCUUGGUGGGUUCUCGCAGGGUGGCGCCAUGUCAGUGUUCACCGGCGUAACGGCGAAGGAGAAGCUGGGGGGUGUUUUCGGGCUGUCGUGCUAUCUUCUUCUCAGCGAUCGCAUCAAGAGCUACACGCCCGAAAACUGGCCGAACAAGAACACGCCCUUUUUCUUGGCUCAUGGGUUGGAUGAUGCUGUGGUGCCUUUCCAAUUUGGGGAGAAGUCAUCGCAGACUCUGAAGGAGCUGGGGUUGAAGGAUGUUACGUUCAAUCGUUAUUCCGAUCUCGGCCACUCUGCGGACCCCGCUGAGAUCGAUGAUCUCGAGCAGUUCCUGCAGAAGACCAUCCCGCCCGAAGGAGAUGGCCAGGCGACUGCUGGGUUAUGA
This is a messenger RNA of Penicillium lagena, 735 nucleotides long. RefSeq names its product palmitoyl-(protein) hydrolase. The record is from RefSeq and is a predicted model, not a curated record. Gene Ontology annotation, cellular component: cytoplasm. Bases 1 to 735 code for a protein of 244 amino acids. Lineage: Eukaryota; Fungi; Ascomycota; Eurotiomycetes; Eurotiales; Aspergillaceae. Gene Ontology annotation, biological process: protein depalmitoylation. Gene Ontology annotation, molecular function: carboxylic ester hydrolase activity; palmitoyl-(protein) hydrolase activity. The transcript has 6 exons.